Actinia tenebrosa (Australian red waratah sea anemone) is the source of this 421-nucleotide messenger RNA. RefSeq lists its product as uncharacterized. Gene Ontology annotation, molecular function: protein binding. Gene Ontology annotation, cellular component: extracellular matrix. Lineage: Eukaryota; Metazoa; Cnidaria; Anthozoa; Actiniaria; Actiniidae. The record is from RefSeq and is a predicted model, not a curated record.
ACGACAACCAAGAAUGACGGUACUAGUCCUCUUGCUGACAGGCCUAAUAUUCGGCCUGGAUGUACAACAGACUUCAUGUUGCCCAGAAAACUGCACAUGCAAGAUUGAUGACCUAGCAAUUAGUAGCAAAAAAAGUUUCAUAGCAGAAUGUAAAGGGUUGCCAUAUGUGCCUCAAGUACCAUCAAAUGUAACUUUGUUCAUUCUCGUCAAUUUUUCUAAAGAAGAUUUUCCUAGAGGAUCCUUUAUAAAUAAGACUACUUCUACAUGGCUAGAAAUAAGAUGGAGUUCAUUGAAAGUGCUUAACAACCAAAGCUUUGAAGGGAUUGACAAGCAACUAGGAAGACUUUCUAUAACCGACAGUCAGCUGGAAUCUAUUGGGGAUGAAACGUUUGUACGAAUGAGGAAUCUAAGAAGACUGUAA